GUACUCUUGCUUCUUCCCAGGGAUAUGUGAUACACAUCCUAAGCUCCAGAGUGUUGCCUUCCACAGAACCCAGUGGCACCAUGAAGUCCAAUCCUGCCAUCCAAGCUGCCAUUGACCUCACAGCAGGGGCUGCAGGGGGCACAGCAUGUGUACUGACUGGGCAGCCCUUUGACACAAUGAAGGUGAAGAUGCAGACAUUCCCUAACCUAUACCGGGGCCUCACCGACUGCUGCCUGAAGACCUACUCCCAAGUGGGCCUCCGUGGCUUCUAUAAGGGCACCAGCCCUGCACUGAUUGCCAACAUUGCCGAGAACUCCGUGCUCUUCAUGUGCUAUGGCUUUUGCCAGCAGGUGGUCCGGAAAGUGGUUGGAUUGGAAAGGCAGGCAAAACUGAGUGACCUCCAGAAUGCAGCUGCUGGGUCCUUCGCCUCUGCCUUUGCUGCACUGGUGCUCUGCCCCACCGAGCUCGUAAAGUGCCGGCUACAGGCCAUGUAUGAAAUGGAGACAUCAGGAAAAAUAGCUGCAAGCCAGAAUACAGUUUGGUCAGUUGUAAAGGGCAUCUUUAGGAAAGAUGGCCCUUUAGGCUUCUACCAUGGACUCUCAAGCACUUUACUUCGAGAAGUACCAGGCUACUUCUUCUUCUUUGGUGGCUAUGAGCUGAGCCGAUCGUUUUUUGCAUCAGGGAGAUCGAAGGAUGAACUAGGUCCUGUCCCCUUGAUGUUAAGUGGUGGAGUUGGUGGAAUUUGCCUGUGGAUUGCUGUAUAUCCAGUGGACUGUAUAAAAUCCAGAAUUCAAGUUCUUUCUAUGUCUGGAAAACAGACAGGAUUUGUCAGAACCUUUCUGAGUGUUGUGAAGAAUGAAGGAGUAACAGCCUUAUAUUCUGGACUGAAACCGACUAUGAUUCGAGCAUUCCCCGCCAAUGGCUCACUGUUUUUGGCCUAUGAAUAUAGCAGGAAGUUGAUGAUGAGCCAGCUGGAAGCAUGCUGAAGUGUCCUGGUGGGCCUAACUCCAACACCGGCAUUUGGUGGCUGCUGUCAAUCUCAGGGUUGCAUUGAGUACAGGAACAAAGUGGAAUUAUUAUUUGAUUUCUUAGGAGCUUUGUCUCUGUCUUCCCUUCUUCUGCCCAAAACCUUAAACUUUGUGGAAGGACCUUAUUUCACACAUAUAAUUUCUGUCUAUAAUUGUGCCAAAAAAGAAAAGUUGCUGCUUUCGCCCUAACCUUAUACCUAACCUGAAGGCCAAAUGUAUUUCUGUCAGAGCACAAUUUCUGCAUAUAUCUAUAGGUAUACAUGCAACCUAGAGGGUUAUAUGUUGAGAAAAACACAAUUUGGUUCUGUGUUUAAUUGUAAAUGGUGACCAAUUUUCAUGCAGAUGGUUGUAAAUGAUCGCUUAACCCAUCCUAGAUAUAGGACACCUGUUGUAAGUCUGCUGAAUCUGUGCACUAGGAGGUUAAAGUGUUUAACUUUUUAUGUGGUACUUGAAAGCUAAAAUAUCUACUUAGAGUUUUAGGAAAACUUAUAUGCAUAUUGGUGUGGCUUCCACAAUAUGAUGAAAUUUCAGAAUGGGCAUCCUGGAUUUUCCCAGGAUGCUCAACUUAACAUAGUGCAAUGCAUUUUCUAGGUGGACUUAUUAUUCUAUACUCUGAUGACAUUGCUAGGUGUGGCCCAGAGGUUCAGACCUCUGAGAAACAACAGGGCUGUCAACAGUUUCCCUUCUCUUCUGUCAGAGAGCUUCCUCCCCUUGCUCUGCUGUGCUUUGAUGAAGAGUUGUGAAGCUGACAGUGCUCUCGCCUAACUCCCAUUUCUGGAUCCUGGCCCCAGCAGGAAUCUAGAGUGUUCUUUGGUCCUGGAUCUAGGGCCACUUUUAGCCCAUUGUCUCUCUGCCUCCACCAAUGAGAAGCUCUUCCAGGAAGCAAAGAGGAAGUCUUGGCUCCCUACUUUAUCAAGUGAUAAUACUCAUGGGGAAGCCAUCUUCUCUCAAAACAGAAAAGAACUCAUUAUACACUACAGCGAGUGAUGCCAGGGCUCAUCCUCCUCCAGCUCACCUCAGGAUUCUUAACUCCUUGAUUUGCUUUUCCAGUGUCAGAGCCUUCUACAUUUGGAACUUGCAGUCUGUGAAUUUUAAUGAUGACUGUAGAUGAGGAUAACUCUGUAAAGCAUUGUAACAUAAGAAAAGCAGUUUUACUAAACUAAAACCCAAUCCACAUUUCUUCUGACCCCCACAGAUAUGGGAUAGGCAGUUCUUUGGCUGUGUGGUAUAAGAGGGUCUUAUCACUGCAGAUGUAAAGCUCAUUGUACUGCUCCAAGACCAAAGGGUGGUCUCAGUGGGAAGUGUGCUUAUUCUGCCUAUAAAGCUGAAGAAAGUAGGCUGACCUUGUUAAUGCAUCUCUGCCUUGUGUGUCUGUCCCUGUUGACAGAAGGAAAAUAUUGGGUGAAACUCCCAGUCUCCUUAAGCUUUCUGCUAUUGCCAAGCCUCUCGUCACUCUUAGCUAUAGUGCCAGGAACAUAAGGGUCAGCGAAGCAAGGUGCUGCCAAAAGGGGAGGAGAUAUCUGUCAGCAUUCCUAGGUUGACUUUUUAUGAGAAAACUGUCUUUCUAUCUUAAUUUUCUCUCUGUACUUAAAUGGUCAGUAGCUACUGAGUGGUGCUUCACCUGAACAGACCUGUAUUAAAGCAAAAAUAGAAAACAGAACUAGCUUCCUGCAGGAAACUGGCCAGAGCCCAGAGUCUCCCUAUCUGGUGCCUGGGAGCUAGCCCACAUUAGCCCUUUUGGUAGUCUGUCUUCUCACAGGCCGCCCAGAAAAGGUUUCGUGAAUUAUAUUCUAUAGAAAUAGAAACAAGUGGAAGUAAAGAAUAGAUGCCUAAGGAGAAUGUUUUUUCAUUCUAUUGGUUUAAUUUGUGAUUCAAUGUUUGGGUACAGUUGUACUUGAGACAAAUAUAACUUGAGAUAUUUUGUUUAAGAAAUACGAGUGCUCUAUAUUAAAUUAUUUACCUAAUAUGA
Messenger RNA from Nannospalax galili (Upper Galilee mountains blind mole rat), 2997 nucleotides. It is a transcript of the gene Slc25a15, whose product is annotated as solute carrier family 25 member 15. The record is from RefSeq and is a predicted model, not a curated record. Gene Ontology annotation, molecular function: L-ornithine transmembrane transporter activity. Gene Ontology annotation, biological process: mitochondrial L-ornithine transmembrane transport. Bases 81 to 986 code for a protein of 301 amino acids. Lineage: Eukaryota; Metazoa; Chordata; Mammalia; Rodentia; Spalacidae. The transcript is spliced from 6 exons.